AGUUGCGAGCCGACCGCCGCGCCUCGCGUAUCCUUUGCUGCUGCUCAGCUCUUCGUAUACCUACGCGUCAGUGUCGAUCGCAGGACCGUUGCUUCGUCGUUGGUAUCGCAGCCGCUGAUGGCGGGACACCGAGGCUAGGAUCACGUCGUCGCCUCGCAUCGUCAGCGCAGAAUAUACGAUAUACGAUACUCACAACCGGCGGCGGCAGAUCGCUGCAGCGUGUUCUCCUCGCGAGCGCGAGGACAAAGGGCGCCCCCGUACAUACACAGUGCUUGUUUAUUCGCGUAUUUUCUCUCCGUCUCGUGUGCACACGGUGAUAUCCAUGCAGAUUUAGAUACAUCCGUGCGAAGCUGAGAAACAAAAGAGUGCGUGUCGUGCGCGAGAGUAAAUAUACAUGUAUCAGUGAUUGUUGCCGAGAGGGGAGAGGAGGUUGUUCGCAUAGGCGUCCGAGUGACCGACAGUGACGGUUCGAGCGACACGUGUGGAAUUGGUGGUGCCGUUCAGUUGUAUAUACGAGUUUAUCCGUUUGUAGCGGGAAAUCGACUGCAGCUCUGCCCGUCGAGAGAGCGAGAGAGGAAAAGCCGAGGCGAGGAUCGCGGACGUCCUCUGCGGAAUACCGGUGUCUCUCUCUCUCCUACUCCAUCUCGGCGUCGAGCAUAGCAGCCCAGCCGACGACGAACAGCAUGAGGAUGAAGGGGCAGGAGUUGAAGCGCUGACCGGCGGCACGGUUCGCCCACGUGCUGUCCCAGCGGCAGAAGCAGCAGAGCCCCCGAAGAUCCUCAGCAGCGUAGCUAAGCAGCGACGGACCGAGCGAUGGAGCCGGCGGCUGUAAUGCUGCUGCUCAGCUGCUGCCUCGCGGCGAUCGCCCAGGCCUGGCCCAUGGAUCCGCUGCCACGAUUGCACAUCAAACACCGCGAGGUGAUCGGCCAGCGCUUCCUCGGCAACGAGAGCCACGUGGAGCACUUUAAGCUGCUCGAGCGUUCUUCCACUUUUAUCCUGAUUGGCGCAAGGAACGCCAUCUACAACAUAAGCCUGCACGACCUCACGGAGAUAGCGGAUCAGAGGCUACAAUGGGCGAGCAGCGACGCACAUCAGGAGCUGUGCUACCUGAAGGGUGGCGACAAGGACACGUGCCAAAACUACGUGAGGGUCUUCGGGAGACUCGGGCCCGACCGCUUCAUGACCUGCGGCACCAACGCCUACAAGCCGCUCUGCAAGCACUUUCUAAUCCAGAACGGCGAAUACGUGAGCGAGCACGACAACGACGGCCUCGGGCUAUGUCCCUACGACCCGCAGCACAACAGCACCGCCGUUUUUGCCGAUGGCCAGCUGUACGCGGCGACGUUCUCGGAUUCCUCGGGCGGGGAGCCGCUCAUCCAUCGCGAGAAAAUCCGCACGGAGCGCUCGGACCUGAAUCAACUGAACGGUCCGAACUUUGUCAGUUCCUUCACCUACGGUGACUACGUCUACUUCUUCUACCGCGAGACGGCGGUCGAGUACAUGAACUGCGGCAAGGCCGUCUACUCGCGAGUGGCGAGGGUAUGCAAACACGACAAAGGCGGUCCCCAUGCGUUCGGCGAUAGGUGGACGAGCUUCCUGAAAGCCAGGCUCAAUUGCUCGGUGCCCGGUGAUUAUCCGUUCUACUUCAACGAAAUCCAGUCGACGAGCGACGUGACGGAGGGCGUGUACAACGAGUCUCACGCCCAGCUGAUUUACGGCGUCUUCACGACGCCGGUGAACUCGAUCGGCGGCUCGGCCGUUUGCGCCUUCUCCAUGAGCGACGUGCUCCAGGUGUUCCAGGGAGCCUUCAAGGAGCAGGAGACCAUCAACAGCAACUGGCUCCGCGUCCUCACGGAGAAGGUUCCCGAGCCACGGCCCGGCGCCUGCGUCAAUGACUCGCGCACUCUGCCCGACAUCACCGUCAACUUCGUCAAGUCCCAUCCGCUCAUGGACGACGCCGUGCAGACCUUCUUCGGCAUGCCCGUCGUCACCAAAGUCACUUACAACUACCGAUUCACCAAAGUCGCGGUGGAUCCCCAGGUGAAGGCGCUGGAUGGCAAGCUCUACGACGUGCUCUACAUCGGAACUGACGACGGCCGGGUAAUGAAGGCCCUCAACACGAGGAGCCCGGUAUCGAGGAAUGACUCCAAUCAGGUGAUCGUCAGCGACGUUCAGGUUCUCAAAUACGGCCAAGCCGUGAAGGACCUUCAGGUGGUGCACCUGGCGGGGGAGGCGAGCAAGCUCGUCGUGAUAGCUGACUCGGAGAUCCGCGCGGUUCCGCUGCACCACUGCGACUCGCCGCUCGCGGCUUCUUGCGCCAGCUGCAUCGCUCUCCAGGACCCACACUGCGCUUGGGACGCCGCCCACAGCCAGUGCGUCGCCGUGAUGACUCGACUCCACGACAGCGACGCCGACAAGAUGCUCUUCCAGAACAUCAGCAGCGGCAAGCACAAGGGCUGCGGCUACGAGCAAGUGAAUGUUGCUUCAGAGAUGGCAAAGACGGUGCAGCCGAUGGUACCGGCCCACAUCGGCCGCGGCGGCGAACAGCCGGACGAGCGCGACAAUGAGAUCAUCAUCGAGCUGGACCGGGACAAUCAGUACAGUCGCACUCAGCCGCGUGCGAACGAGCCGCAAGGAGUGACAGUGACGCCGGUAGUCUACUCGGCGCAGACCCUGACAGGCGCUCUGAUCGGCACCUGCUUCUUCUCGCUGAUAGCGGGCUUCGCCUCGGGCUUCUGGUUCUCGCAGCGACUGCGCAGCGCUCCGUACCCCGAGCCGCCCGAACAACGCCAACAGCUCAAUCGACUGACUGAGACGACCGAGUCGCCCGGCUUCAACAACAAAUCCAUCAACCUCGUGCUGAACGUGCCUCCGAAGAACCCCAACGGCAAGAACGCCAACUCCUCGGCCGAGAACAAGCCCAUGCAGAAGGUCAAGAAGACUUAUAUUUGAUACAGACGGCGACAGGCCGUCUGAGGUUUGCCCCCCGAACCAGCGCCGGCUUCCAGCUCCCCUGGCUCCGAUGAUAGUCCGUACGGUCGCUGCAAGCCCUCCUCUUCUGCGCCCUGUACGAUUUCCGGCAGCGAGAGCAGCGUCGGCAGCGGUUCCGACAACAACCUAGAGCCCCAGCCAGAGCAGCAGCAUCAAUUGGACCUCGACAAGGAGCAGCGACUCGGCUACCUGCACAACUAUGAAAGCGCCUAUCUGCCCAAGUUCCAGGAAUCCCAGGCCAACAACGAGCAGCAGCUCCUGGACAAGGAGGCCUACCUCGACUACGAGGCCGGUCAGCGCCGCGGCGAGCCCGACGACUUUCUCGAGCUCGACUACGACCGGCUCAACGCGGCCGGUCUUCUCGUCGACGCGCGCGACGACUUCUACGAGCAGCAGUCCCAGCAGUCACUGCCUGCGGAGCAGUACAUGCUACCCACCGAGCAGCAGCAGCAGCAGCAGCAACAACAGUCGUCCAUGUUCAACCCGCAGUUCCUGCCCAACUUCAACGAUAUGAUGAGGCUGGUCGCGCGCUACGAGAGCAGCAACGAGCAGUCCAAGUUCUACCCGAACGAGUCCGACGAGUACCAGGAGAUUGUCGCCGAGAACGAGCGCUUCCCGUACCGACAGCCUCCUCCGCCGCCUCCGCCGCUGAGCCACCAGCACCAAGCCGGCUUCCACAAUCGGUCGAGCCUCGAGCUGGGUCGUAUCGAGCGCGACAGCUACGUGCCGCCGCCUGUCAAGACUCAGACCACCGGCAGGAGAAACAAAUCAAAGUUCAACACGAGAAACGACAUCACCAACUUUCUCUCGUAGAGCAGUGCGAGUAUUUGUUUAAUACAUAUAAUAGCGGCGGAGCAGAGCUUUCGCCCGAUCACGACGGGACGUCGCUCGCUCGGACUUGCUCUGGGCUCGGGACGUCUUCUUGUUUGCUUCUUUUUUUAAUCUUCGAUGGUCUUGUUUUUCCCUUGCUCAAGCGAGGAUGUUGCGUCUGGAAGCCGGCGCGUUUCUGUAAUGUUCGAAUAUUCGAGCGGUAGAGGUAUUUUUGUAACAGUGAUAUCCAAACGCUGCCACUAUUGUCAUUUCUUCCAAUUUUCGAAAUUUGUAAAUUGUAUUUGUUAAACGUUAUUAACGAUGCCACGAUACUCCAGCAGUUGAAACCUCGGGUAUCAAAUACUCGAGCCGACGAGUUGUAUAAGUCAGUAUAAGAAUACGUGCUUCAAUAUUCGAAUAUUUCAAUAUACAAACGAGAUUUUUAUUAUUGAUAUUGCAUUGAAAACGAUUGUGCGCGAGACUUGCGUUUGUGAACUGCGUCACUUUAUCGAUGUACAAAUUACUGAAUAUUAAAGCAUCAAUUUGUAACGCUCGAAAACUGCAAGUUUUUCUCCCGCAGUUCUUUCGACUUACUAAAUGCUCUCUAUUAUAUCAAAACUACGAUGUGAACUCUUCUGACAUACUUGGACGCUUCGAUCUUUGAUUGUUUGCAUGUUCGAUGAAGCGCCAAGCAAAUUGUAAUUCGAUAAAUGAAUAGUCCCAGCCCUUCGCGGUGCAACGUGCUACACUCGCGAAAUGUCGUCGAGGUGCUGACAUCGACCACUCGAAAAAACACUUCCAGUUAAGUGCAUCCGACACUACUCUCCUUUACGGUAUAAAAAUAAGUGAAACACGAGAAUGUCGGACGUUCGCGGAAAGCUGUGCUUGAUACGAGUCGCGAGAAUGAAACAGAGAGAAAGAGAAAGCGAAAUAAAACUUGCGAAAAUAAAUAUAAUGAACGUUUUUACGAGUAAGGAAUCUCUAGAAUAUAAUUUUAUAUUACACGUCGAACGAAUGUAAAAUCUAAACACGAAGUUUCGUCAUUACGCAGUUAAAAAUCAUAUAUACGUAUUAACUAAGGAUGGAAAAAGAAUCUCUAAACCAAGCUUUGACCAGCUUUUUCUGUUAUUAUGCAUAAAGUUAGAUAUCAUUGGUUGAAAAUUUAGGCACAGAAAGAAAACAAAAAACAGCGAGACGGAAAAUGAGCGUGAGAAUAAAAGCGAGCAAGAACGAAAACGAUAGGAUGUUACUAAAAAUGUGAUAAGAUUAGAGGAGUGUGUUCUUAGUAGUGGCCUGUUAGGUGCUUAGAUCCAGAAGAAACAAAAAAUUACCCACGAUAAGGAAAAAAGCGUUGCGUAGAAACUAAGAUUCGCAGUCGCAGUCGAGGCGUGCCUUCCAUAUGUAUUUGUUGGCGUUUUCAUCUAUAAUAUACAUAGAUUAUAAACAAAAUAAUACUAAUAAAAACAAAGAACUAGAAAUGAGAAAAAGCGAUCGUGAGAAUGCAAGUUUGCGAGGGACUUGGGCAAGUGCCUCAUUUUCAUUUUUUAGAGAGUGUUAUAGAGUGAAGAACAAAAAAAAAAUAACAAUAAAGAGUAGAUAAAGUCUGAAGUUGUUAUGCACUAGUGGCCGUUAGAACAACAUGUAAUCGUGGCUAGCAAAAGCAGCUUCGGAUGUAUUUUAUAAAAAAAUAAACUGAAAAGCUGGUGAGCAAAGAAAAAUGUAAAGGGGCAACAGAUAGAGAAAAUGAAUUAUAAUAAUUAUCGAUAUAUUUUUGUUUGCUUGUGAUAUAAUACAAAAUAUGAAAAUCAUGGCGAAAUAUGGAAUAUAUGGAGCAUCAUUGUAUACCGAUGCUAGAACUUUUUCCAUUACAUUGCAGUGGAGCGGGAAUGAAUGAUUUCGUCGAAAAGCGACUUCUCUACUUGCAUGCCAACUUGAAUGUUUUUUUUUUACUUGCGUAGGAGACUGAAAUGAUAGACUACGUUGUCUUUGAAUAAAAUACUCUUGUUAAGCGAUUUAGUGUACGAACAAGUGUGCACACCGUACACACAUAUAUAAAUAUAUAUUUAAGUUGUACAACGAUGAAUUUAAUGCAAAUUUUUGCCCAACGAUGACGAGAACGCAAGUUCCGUUUGUUUUUCUGAUUUCUAUGCCGCAAAUUACGUAUAGCUCGUAAAAAUGAUCAAUCAAUGGAUAUUUUUUUGCAGAAGUUUCCAUACAAUGAUGCGGAAUUCGUUUUAUUUUAAGUAUGAUUUCAAUUACAAUUGACAAAAUGAGCAUUCUAAAACUUUUUUUUGUAAAUAUUUCUUUGUUUGGCUAUUGCUACUCAAGUGCUCAUUUACAGUAAAGCGUACUGUUAAAUUUCUGACUUCUAGUUUUUCUAAUACAUGCAAUAUUUUUACUCAAGCAAAGCAUACACGCACAAGACUAUAAAGACAUUAUACGUCAACCAUGAAUUAGGUAGUCUGCAUUGAACCCGUCAGUUACCUAAAAUACGCAACAAAUAUACUUAAAAUUAAUUGAACGAAUUCCGCAGGGAGGAUCUGUUAAUAACUUCCGAUUGUUUGCAAGAUCCUAUAGGAAACAGGGUGCAUAAAUAAUAAUCACAAGAGCUAUUCUUUUGUUUGUGUCGAUGCGAUCAAAAUUUUAAUAAAAAUCUAUAACGCGCGCGAAAUUAUUAUAUGAAGGCAAGUAAAAAGCAGACAAACUUGUAAAUAGGUAGUGGUAGUCUUGCCGAAAAAGCGAUUUCGAUUGUGCAAAUGAACUUGAUUGUAAUGUUACUUGUUAAACAAAAACUUUAUUGCAAAUGAAGCACCAAUGCGUGCUUUUUUUAAUGAACUGAAAAAUUGUCCUGACGGUUUGCAAUGUUAUUGGCAGUUAUUAGACAGUUCUAAAAAAUUAGAUAUUAGACAAUUUUCAUGGUAAAAUGACUUGGUCGAAAUUUUUAGUAUUAUGAUACCAGAGAUUUUGAAAAUCAUUAAACACAUUUUUAUGGUUUAUGUAUGAAAGUGAUGGGAAAACAAGAAAGAUAUCUUGUGUUAUACAUAUAUAUAUAUAUAUUGAUAUGAUAGUUAUAAAAUCAUAGUUUUUAAUAUAGAACAUUUUAUUAAAUAACUAUUUGGAUAUCAAAUAUCAUUAUGUAUGUACAGCAUAAAUUUGAUUUAAUGCUACUAUUUUUAAAUUGUAUUGUCAUCCAGAUUUAUAUAGCUUACAAUAAUUGAAAUAUGCAAUUUUUUUAUGACAACAUUAAUCAUGACAAUUUUUUGUGCUAGAGCAUAUUGCAAAUUUGUGAUUGAAUUUGUCGAUCAACUUUUUUUAAACAGGUACUUUAUGCAUAUAGUAUUGUAAAGAGAUUCAUUAUGCAACGUCAAGAUUGUACGUGUAAUUUAAUGCACACUACUUGACAAAAAUGCUACAUUCCAGUAAAGCCAGGGCUGCCAACAAUUAUUAUAUACGAUAGAGAUUCGUAAAAAUCUAAUGAAUCAAGUAACAAUAGUAACAUUGUAGAUAAAUAUAUAGUAUAAAUGAAUUAUGUAAUGUAAACAUAAAAUUACUAAUUAUUGUUAAUUUCGUUGGUUAUAAGUAUAUCGCGAUUAUAAAUUGUAUUAUUUGACAUUAAUGCGAAAGACGUAUUUAUAAGUCACGCGUUUUAAUAAAUUUUUUAUAUGAAACUUGUAAAUACUCCUUCAGCUCAUUAAAACGCAUUUUUUAAUUAUAAAAAAGGAUUUAGCAAAUAUAUGCACUCUAAACAAUUUUAUUGUGAAAA
Messenger RNA from Nasonia vitripennis (jewel wasp), 7564 nucleotides. Its product is annotated as semaphorin-1A. NCBI's taxonomy places the organism in Eukaryota, Metazoa, Arthropoda, Insecta, Hymenoptera, Pteromalidae. Gene Ontology annotation, molecular function: semaphorin receptor binding; chemorepellent activity. The record is from RefSeq and is a predicted model, not a curated record. Bases 814 to 2952 code for a protein of 712 amino acids. The transcript is spliced from 16 exons. Gene Ontology annotation, biological process: negative regulation of axon extension involved in axon guidance; positive regulation of cell migration; neural crest cell migration.